AUGCCGACAUGGAAUCCGCCUGCAUCUAUCAUCCUCACCUCCAUGCUGCUACUCGGCCACACUUCCAACAACAUGUCUACACCCGGCUGUGAUCUUCCAAAUUCCACGUCCUCCCUUGUUGCAGGUAGCACCUGCAGGAACGCAAAUUACGGUGACAUGAUUGAUUUGCAACACGAUAUACCUCGCUCUCCAUUUGAGCAGGAUUUGGACUACCCAAAGGUGCUGCAAACGAGCAUCCUCGCGUCAUCCAGCUUUAGGCCACGCAGAUAUGCCUUGAUCUACCCGUACCAUUCACAGGACGGCUGCCAAACCUUGCAUUCGUGGGUACCAGCGUGCACAAUUUAA
Penicillium cosmopolitanum is the source of this 345-nucleotide messenger RNA. RefSeq lists its product as uncharacterized. NCBI's taxonomy places the organism in Eukaryota, Fungi, Ascomycota, Eurotiomycetes, Eurotiales, Aspergillaceae. The coding region runs from base 1 to 345 and encodes 114 amino acids. The transcript has a single exon. The record is from RefSeq and is a predicted model, not a curated record.